This is a messenger RNA of Fusarium odoratissimum NRRL 54006, 1476 nucleotides long. RefSeq lists its product as uncharacterized. The record is from RefSeq and is a predicted model, not a curated record. The transcript has 2 exons. Lineage: Eukaryota; Fungi; Ascomycota; Sordariomycetes; Hypocreales; Nectriaceae. The coding region runs from base 1 to 1476 and encodes 491 amino acids.
AUGUGUUGUCCGAAGCACGUGGCUCUCCAGGCUGCCAGCAUCCGAAGCGCUUUGGUACUAGCAAAUCUCUUUGCAUCUUCCUUGUGCAUUGCCAUUGACGCAGCUGUAUCUGGCACAAAAGUAUUAGACAACAUCGUUAUUCCUAAUGCCGACAAUGUUCGUGGCUAUCUGCAUCUCCCAACUGAACUACCGGCGUAUCCAGGUGUAUACAUACACUGGAAAUCGUCUCAUCCAGAUGUAGUGUCGGAUAGGCCUCGUGGUAGAAUUGCUGCAGGUGUCGUCAAGCUGCCGCCCGUUCACUCUGAUGCUGUCACGGCCCAUUUGACGGCGUGCCUCGAAGACGGCGGUUAUCGGCCGCUUUGUCGCCAAUUUCCAGUCACGGUACAACCGUCCGUUGACUUUGCCCAGUUCUCCCGUUACGCAAUGACAAAUUUUGCAAGGUCGAAUUCCAACAUAGGCCAGCAAGUUUACUUCGCAACGAGCGUGGGUAACGAUCCGACGGCCUGGGUGGCCACCAAUGAUGAGGGCGACAGAUUCUUCCUCAUUGCGACUGAUCUCAACGUUGACGGUGUAGAGUAUGGGUGGAAGGACUGGGACUGGGCUCAAAGUGGUGCGAGUCGCUACAUCGAGGUCUGGGAAUCUGACGAUCUGCGGAACUGGUCCCAACAGCGCCAUGUCCUUGUAUCGCCAGAGGAAGCCGGAAUGACAUAUGCCCCAGAGGCUAUCUGGGAUCCUGAAAUCGGAGCCUUUGUUGUCUUCUGGACUUCGAGCAUGUACCCAAAAGGGACGCAUUACUCCAGUGACAAGAGUGAUCCCAAUGGACGUUAUCCAUUGACUGGAGGGCAAACAUUUUAUUCAACGACUUGGGAUUUCGUCAAUUCUAGCCCUGCAAAAGUGAUGACAACGCGAACUGGGCACGGGACGCUGGAUCCAGUCAUUAUCCCGGACGGGAAAGGAUACUACCAACGCAUAGUUUCCGACCGCAAUUCCACAGGAGUAAAUCUUACUUGGUAUGGACUGCCAUGUGAUUCAGAAGAUCUCUAUCAAGAAAGAGCACGAUCCGUCCUCGCACAGCCAGAUGAAUGGCAGCUCGUUGCAACACGCAUCACGCAUCGCACAAUGAACACCACGUACGCCGAGGGUCCGCUUGUCUUCAAAGCAAACGCUGCGGAUCUUCGGGGCAAAGGCUACUACAUGUACGCAGACCAAAAGUGGGCUGGCUCGCCGUCAGGAGAAUUCAUGGAAAAGCAAUACCAACCUUACUGGACCGCGGAUGUUGGAAACCCAGACUGGCAGCCAAUGAACUGGAAGCAGAAGCCCGACUACAAUCUGUCACUUGGAGUCAUUCGGCACGGCCACAUCUGGUCUCUCACGGCCGCUGAGCAUGCAGCCAUUCGCGGGACAAACUUACGCUCUAGUAACAUAAUCCCCCCCCAAGAGGCGCGUCUACAGCAUUGGCGAGUCUCUCGACCUUGA